Suillus fuscotomentosus is the source of this 1516-nucleotide messenger RNA. Its product is annotated as calcium proton exchanger. The coding region runs from base 54 to 1367 and encodes 437 amino acids. NCBI's taxonomy places the organism in Eukaryota, Fungi, Basidiomycota, Agaricomycetes, Boletales, Suillaceae. Gene Ontology annotation, biological process: intracellular calcium ion homeostasis; calcium ion transmembrane transport. Gene Ontology annotation, cellular component: fungal-type vacuole membrane. The transcript has 17 exons. The record is from RefSeq and is a predicted model, not a curated record. Gene Ontology annotation, molecular function: calcium:proton antiporter activity.
CUGUGGUAUCAACAAUACCUGGACGUUGUGGUCACAGUUGGUGCAUCAUAUAAAUGGCUCAGGCAGAACGUUCGAAAUUUGUAGAGUCAAACGCAUCCUACCAAUCAACCAUGUCCUCUUCGGAAUCUGCACCGCUACUCGAAAAUGGUGGCCAUACAGGUCAUAGAAACCUCACCUUCACUCGUCGCGUUAUCAAUUUCAUGAAAGGCGAGAGCGAGCCAUCAUGGGAAGAAUCGUUCAAGUUCUUUAUUUUCGGGACUUGGCUCAAUAUCCUACUCGUAUUUGUACCUCUGAGCUUCAUCUCACACAACAUGGACUGGGAUGUUGGCCUCGUAUUUCUGUUUAGCUUUAUGGCCAUCGUGCCCUUGUCCAAGCUGUUGGGCGAGGCAACAGAUCAGUUGUCGGUCAAAUUAGGAGAGACCAUGUCAGGUCUCCUGAAUGCAUCGUUUGGGAAUGCCGUAGAAAUCAUCAUCGGCGUUGCUGCUUUACUCACUGGUCAAUUACGAAUUGUUCAGACGUCCAUGAUUGGAUCGAUUUUGUCAAACAUAUUGCUCGUCCUUGGUUGUUCGUUUCUGGCCGGUGGAUUAUACCAUAGAGAAGGACUUUUCAAUGGUACCGGAGCUCAGGCAUCUGCCUCCCUUAUAACUCUAUUGUGCAUCACGUUUGUUGUGCCUGCGGCCUAUGCAAGUACUACGGAUCCUGGAAAGGAGACUUAUUGCAGUAAUCCGGAUGAGUGUCCCACCGCGGGUCUUCUCUUUAUCUCCAGAGGAACCGCCAUAUUGCUCCUAGGGGCGUACUGUGCCUACAUUUGGUUUCAGUUAAAGUCUCAUCCCGAUCUCUUCGUCGCGCCUUCUUCACAAAACAGUGAUGUAGCAGUAGCAUUGUCGGAAACGGACGAAACAGAGCCUCGCAUGGGAACGGCCGCUGCUGGUGUUGCACUAUUAUUGGUCACUGUCGUCAUCGCAUUUUGUGCUGAGCAUCUGGUCACCUCCAUCGAGGAAACUGCAGCCCGCUAUUCCAUCACGAAAGCCUUCAUUGGUGUUAUCUUGUUGCCGAUCGUGGGAAAUGCCGCAGAACAUGUCACUUCAGUCUGGAUGGCAAUGAAGAACAAAUACGAACUCACCAUCACCAUCUGCGUUGGAAGUUCGAUUCAAAUUGCCUGCCUCGUAGUGCCGCUUCUUGUGAUCAUCGGUUGGAUCGUCAACCAACCCCUGACAUUGUACUUCCACAACUUCGAGACAAUCGUGCUCUUUGUAUCUGUCUUCCUAGUCAAUCUAUUGCUCAUGGACGGAAAAGCCAAUUAUCUGGAAGGUCUCAUGCUCCUUACCCUCUACUUGGUCAUCGCCCUCGCAUUUUGGGUGGUCUGAGAUACCAUCGAUUAUUGUCAUUAUUGGCAACAUAUAUUUUGCGACUGCUAGUAAAUCAGUUUCUGCGCCACCUAUGUCCUUAUGCUCCACCUAUUUAUUUCGGCAACACUAAAACAUGUGUGUACAUAGUAUGACUUCAUCGAGAGAAA